Penaeus monodon (black tiger shrimp) is the source of this 1053-nucleotide messenger RNA. Its product is annotated as esterase FE4-like. NCBI's taxonomy places the organism in Eukaryota, Metazoa, Arthropoda, Malacostraca, Decapoda, Penaeidae. The record is from RefSeq and is a predicted model, not a curated record. The coding region runs from base 1 to 1053 and encodes 350 amino acids. The transcript is spliced from 7 exons.
AUGAUAUUGAUACAGAACACGGCUAUAAGAAUCAUUAUAAAUCAUGUGAAUUCUUACAAUGUGCGUGCUUUACCAAUAGUCUUUCCCAAAACCCAGGCUAGAAAAGGAGACAUGGGCGCGAUUCCCAAGGCCCUGCUGUUGUGGGCGGCCGUGCUGCUGUGGUGCGGGCGCGCGCUGGCGCAGAGCGAGGCGGUGGAGGUGCAGCUUCGCCAGGGCCGCAUCUCCGGCGUGAGGGAGGAGGCCCUCGGGAGAUCCUUUUACGGUUUCAGGGGCAUCCCUUACGCCCAGCCUCCGGUGGGGGAGCUCAGGCUUCAGGACCCCGUCGCUGCAGAGGCGUGGGAGGGGGUGAGGGACGGGUCGGUGGCGCCCCCCCUGUGUCCUCAGCUGACGGCAGUCGACGGGGAAACAGCUGUGGCCGGCCAGGAGGACUGCCUCUACCUUAGCGUCUACACGUCUAGGCCAUACCCCUCCGACAUGCCCGUGAUGGUGCUGAUCCACGGGGGGGGUUUCCUCGUAGGGGGGUCAGAGGAGCAGUAUCCCCCCAUGCCUCUGCUGAAGAGGGACGUGGUGCUCGUCGUUCUGCAGUACCGCCUGGGCACCUUAGGAUUCCUCUCAACGGAAGACGCGGUGAUGCCAGGGAACCUCGGCCUCAAGGACCAGACGCUGGGCCUCCGCUGGGUCAAGGAGAACAUCCGUGCCCUCGGCGGCGACCCCUUUCGCGUGACCUUGUUUGGGCAGGGGGCGGGGUCGGCGGCGGCACACAUGCAGGUCCUCAGUCCUCAUGCCGCCGGCUUGUUCAACCGAGUAAUUCUCCAGUCCGGCAACGCACUCAGUCCUUGGGCGCUGAGGUGCGACCACAGAAAAAAUGCUGCUGUGAUAGGCGAGGCUUUCGACUGCCCAGGUGUGAACUCCUCCUCACCCCUUGACUUGAACAGCACCGCACUGCUAGACUGCCUUCGAGAACUCCCCUUUGAACAGCUGGCGGUCAUCCCUUCGGCUUUUGUGGUCAAAGGACUUCCCGUCUAUUACAUAAUGACGGGCAUUAAAAGUUAA